AUGUACUCCCCACCUUACUCGAUCGGCGGGCACCGCAGUAUAUCCCAUGAGAACCGUUCUGUUUCCCGCGAGAAUCGUUCCGUCGCUCGCCAGAUCACCCGCGAACUCUCACAAGACGGUAACCACAGAACUCCUCGCAACAUGUCCCACGGCACCUCCCACAGAAGCUCCUCGCAGUCUUACGGCAACUCCAAAGAUGCUUCGCGCAGCGACCCCCGCAGGCGAUCCCACAGUAUCUCCCACCAGGUCUCCCGCACAAUAUCUCACGAUCCUACCUGCGACAUCUGCAACGAUGCCACGUCUUGCGAUAAGUGCAGACAAGGUUCCGUUGGCACUUCUCACAGCUCCUCCUCCGACAUAUCCCGAACUUUCUCCCACACCAUGCCGCAGAGCACCUCCUACACCACCUAUAGCGGCGGUGACUCGCGCAUCGGCUCGGGGGACUUUUCCAAGAGCUUCUCUCAGAGCCUUCUCUACGGCGGCUCCUCGCACAAGGACCAUGGGGGUUCCUCCAACGAUAACUCGAACGCGAUGACUGAGAGCUAUUCACGCGACUUCCCACAGAGCACCUCUUACGCCACUCGCAGCGGUGACUCCCAUCACGACUCAACCGACUUCUCUCAGGGCGGACGUCAUAGCUUCCUUCAGAGCUUCCACAGAUCAUCUUAUGACGGCCACGGAGAUGUUCCCAAGGCAUUGAAUUAUGCUCCCAAGAACUCAUCGCACAUGGUUUCGGAGAGCUUUUCGCCCGAUCUACCUCAGAGUCCCUCCUGGGAGAUUCGGACCGACGUCAAUCGUCAUGGCUCUGGCAACAACGACACUUCUCAUGAAGCCUGCUGUGAUAUUUGCAGCGGAGGUUCCAGCAGUUCCUCUAAUGAGGCAUCGAACCAAGUCUCUCACGUCUCCCGCAAUGGCGGCGGGGGUGGCGAGGGCGGCGGGGGCGGCUUCUACGAGGACUGGAGUAGUCACUCUCAUCGCCCGCAAAGCCCAACUCACGACAGGGCUCACAACAUCUCUGGGAUCAUCGUCGGGGAUAGAUCAAACAAGGUGACCGGAGACGCACCCAAGCACAAGACCAGGGAUAUCGACGGACCCAUGGGCAACACAUCCGGCAGAGUUUCCACCACAACGCACACUACCUCCAACAACGUGCCGCCCAAUGUUUCUGGCAAUACCUCUACCCAUGAUCACACUACUAGACAUGAUGGUCCCCAUGGAGCUUCAAGAGAAGUCACCAACAACAACUCCCGCGAGCAGACCACUGGAAGCCAUGUUGUCAACCACACUCACGAGCAUAGGCCCGCUCCAAAGGGGUUCCUCCAAGGCAUUACCGAGGAUAGCGAAAGUAUCAGAAGUCACAGUAAUGGGUCUCACACCCAUCACCAUUCUAAGCAUGACCAUAGAGGUGGCGGUCACACCGUUGUCUCUCGGAACCACGGCUCUGAGCGCGACGACACAGUCAGGAGUCACAACAGCGUCCCGAGCAGCAACUCCCACGAGCAUGGUCAUGGUCACAACCAUGGCAGCCACACCAUCACCAAUAACAGUUCUGGGCAUAAUGAUACAACCAAGACUCACAACGACAUUCCCGGAAACAACCUUAGCUCUGGACAUCGGCAUAACCACGGCGGCCACACUAUCAUCAACAACAGCUCGUCGCAUAAUGACACGACUAGGAGCUACAAUAACGUCCCUAACAACAACUCCGGCUCUGAUGGGCAUAACCAUAGCUACAAUAACACUACUACCAGCUCGGGGGGUAAGGACACAACCAAGACCCAUCACAAUGUUCCGGGCAACAACCCAAGCCCUGAACAUGGUCACGGUGGCCACACAGUCAUCACCAACAGCUCUGGGGGUAAGGAUAGACCGAGAAGUUAUCAAAUUGCCCCGGGAACCACCUCCAGCUCAGAUCAUGAGCACAACCGCGGCGGCACCACCACCAUUGCCACCAGCUCUGGGCAUCCCAAAAAUACAGGAAGCCACACGGGCAUCACCGGAGAUACCCCCCACUCCGGGAAGCAUCAUCAUACCCCAAGCACAGGUCUCAAUGGCCAUCCUACUCAUCUCGACAAGUACCUCCUCAACCAUCGACUUCAUACCCUUCCACUUCUCAAGGAAUACCUUCUCAACCGUUGGAUUCUCAACCUCCAACUUUCCAAGUACCAUCGUCUCAGGCGCCCCCUCAGGCAGUCACCAUGCAAAGAUCAACAGGACCUCCACCUCAAGGACCGCCCCAAGAGCCUCCUACACAGCCUCCAGCUUCUCGAGGGCAGCCCCAAGGGCCUCCACCCCAAGGAACCUCCUCCCACUACGUCCCUGAGAAGGAUCACUUCAACAGCCCAACAUUCAGCGAGCCCAGCCAUAACCACGGGGAGUCAGACGAGCAUCGACGAGUCGGGAACCUCAAGAGAACGCUACUGGUAUGGGUUGGCCGGUCCCACCAGGGUCCGCCUGAGCCCCAAAGGCGUCGAGGUUUUUCUUUUGUUUGCCUUCAAAAUCUAUGAGAUCUUCGUCAUUCUCUCGCUUUCGGCUAUGGCCAUCAGCAUGUUCCGCCGACGACUGAUUGGCGGCGGCGUGCGUCUAGGUUUUCUCACCGGGGCCUACCGCGUCGGUGACUUUCGCUACAUCUUCUCAUUACCGUUCUGGCGCCACGGCUUCCUCAGCCUCUCCUUUUGGGAGAUGAUGCUUGCCCUCUUCGUCCUCUUCGCAACCAUUUUCAGCCUCCUCUUAUUGCCCGCCGCAGGGGCCUUGCUUCUCCCGUCACUCCAGUGGUAUGGGAUGAACCACAACAAGGCUUUCGGAGGCGUCAGCGCACCGCUCCUGUACCAGACUCAGCCCGACCAGGUAUGGCCGACGCUCUUCACCGACGGGGCGCCAUGGAACAACACGCCGGUCUGCGUCGAGGCUGAGGGUAUCUACAACGCCGCCUGUCCCGCCGGCGGAUUCACCACGGUCUGGAACUGGGCCAAGGGCUACUCCACGACCGGCCUGCAGAACACCGUUACCUUCUCCAGUCCCUCGACGAAUCUCAGCCGUCAGUUGAUGAUCACCGAGUUGACCGCCGAUCCUGACACGCGGGAUCCGCCCGUCUUGUCGACUACCCCGUCCCACCACUUCAACAUCAACUUCGGCCUGGUCAAGAACUACAUCGAGAAUGGAAACACAAUCACUGAAGAUGACUCUCAAUAUCGCCUCAACACCCGACGAGUCAACGCCCAGAACCCGGAUUCGAGCAGCCCCAUCUACCAACCCUUCAUCCAGUCGCUAUGCAACGUCGUUCCCAAGUCAGACGUCAUCGCCAACAACGGCUCGCUGGUGUACCCACUAUCAUCCCUCAACUGCUUCGGCGACGCCACCUGUCUGCAGAUGAAGCGAGCAUCCCCGGCCCGCUCCCUCGACGUGUCCGCAUGGGACUCGGAAGAAUGCCACCUCCAGCUCAUCACCACCGACUUCUUUGUCUUCCAGAACGGCACGCCCAUCAUUGAGGUCGCGGGCCAGCUCCCCGAUGUCAACGGCGAUUACAGAAAAGACCGGCUCUUCGCGUGCACCAUGCUAGCAACCUGGGUUGCCGCCGAGGUCUCGACCGACUCGAGCGAGUGCGGCGCGCUGGUGUCUGACCUGAACGACCCCGAGACCAUGAUCGAGACCUACCAAAAAACGUCUUUCAGCGGAAACUCGGAGGAGUACGUGAUGAAGUUUGACCCGAGCUGGUUUCAGUACCUCUCCCCAGUCUCCUUCGCAUCAUCCGUCGCGUUCAACGGCUCCGAUGCGCUGCGGUACUACAACCCGCCAGAGAGUCUCGUGCGAAACUUCGUAGAUGCAGAGGUCGCGCAGAACAUCACGAACCCCAGGAUCACCAACAGCACCAUCGACUCCGCGCGCGCCGAGGUGUUCCUCGCCAAGGUGUUCGGCGUGUACCUCACCGAUGCCAUCGCACGUACCGGCUCGAGCAGCACGGCACUGAUACGCUCGGAGUCGGGCCAGUCGGCGAACCAACUCCCGGUGGUCAACUCCAACGUCCAGUCAAACGUCCAUUUCAGCAUCAAAGGAGGCACCCCCGCCAACGAGACCACCGGGCCGACGGUCGUGAAACACAUCACCGCCCGCGCCGCGCAAGACGACCUCCUCUCCGAAUCGAUGGGCUUCGACUUUGGCGUCGAGAGGUACGGCUGGGGCACCGGCAAGCCGUCGAGGGCGCUGGAGUUCGGCAAAGCUAUCUUAUACAUGUACUUUGCCGUCCUCAUUCUGUACCUACUGACGGUCGUUGGUGGUCUUCUCUUGGAGCUGUGUGGCCUGUACCCGAACAUGCGCGUGCUGAGCAUCGUUCCCUGGUGGGAUCUGCAAGGCUUGCUUGUCCUCGCGAUGAGGACGCCGCCGCCGGGAGAUGGAUAA
Molecule: messenger RNA, 4395 nt
Organism: Colletotrichum gloeosporioides
Lineage: Eukaryota; Fungi; Ascomycota; Sordariomycetes; Glomerellales; Glomerellaceae
Exons: 3
Coding region: 1-4395 (1464 amino acids)
Source: RefSeq, a predicted model, not a curated record